This is a messenger RNA of Chaetomium globosum CBS 148.51, 438 nucleotides long. RefSeq lists its product as uncharacterized. Lineage: Eukaryota; Fungi; Ascomycota; Sordariomycetes; Sordariales; Chaetomiaceae. Gene Ontology annotation, biological process: spindle pole body organization. The coding region runs from base 1 to 438 and encodes 145 amino acids. Gene Ontology annotation, molecular function: calcium ion binding; enzyme regulator activity. The record is from RefSeq and is a predicted model, not a curated record. The transcript has 2 exons. Gene Ontology annotation, cellular component: central plaque of spindle pole body.
AUGGCUAACCCGUGUUUGUGUGGCUGUGCCGAUGCAGGACAAGGAUGCGACAGGGGUAUUCCAGGUGAUAUCACCGCCGAUGAACUUGGUGAGGUCAUGCGCGAGCUGGGUCUAAACCCCAGCGACGCUGAGCUCCACGAUCUCGUCAGCGAGGCCGACCUCAAUAGCGAUGGCGUCAUCUCGUUUGAUGGUAAGGACCUUGCCCUCCCCCACGUUCUCCAACACUGGUUCCUGACGGGUCCGCACUCAGAAUUCCUAGCCCUCAUGUCUCAAUCGGUUAGGGAGCUGGACACGGAGCAGGAACUCUACAACGCGUUCAAGGUCUUCGAUAAGGACGGCAGCGGCACCAUCUCUAGCGACGAGCUGCGCAAUGUGCUCAAGUCUCUCGGGGAGGACCUGACCGACGAGGAGGUCGACGAAAUGAUCAAGCUGGGCUGA